UAGAUGGAAAACAGGAAAAAAAAUAUUCUGAACCAAUGGACUGCUGACACAGUACAGGAGAUGACCAGAGACUGCGGACAUAGUACAGGAGAUGACCAGAGACUGCAGACAGUACAGGAGAUGACCAGAGACUGCAGACAUAGUACAGGAGAUGAGCAGAGACUGCGGACAUAGUACAGGAGAUGAGCAGAGACUGCGGACAUAGUACAGGAGAUGACCAGAGACUGCAGACACAGUACAGGAGAUGGCCAGAGACUGCAGACACAGUACAGGAGGUGACUAGAGACUGAGGACAUAGUACAGGAGGUGACCAGAGACUGGGGACACAGUACAGGAGAUGACAAGAGACUGUGGACAUACUACAGGAGAUGACCAGAG
Messenger RNA from Staurois parvus, 378 nucleotides. The record is from the annotation of a GenBank genome assembly. NCBI's taxonomy places the organism in Eukaryota, Metazoa, Chordata, Amphibia, Anura, Ranidae.